Phycodurus eques (leafy seadragon) is the source of this 9213-nucleotide messenger RNA. RefSeq names its product ATPase plasma membrane Ca2+ transporting 2 (gene atp2b2). The transcript has 24 exons. Gene Ontology annotation, molecular function: PDZ domain binding; P-type calcium transporter activity; ATP binding. The coding region runs from base 634 to 4500 and encodes 1288 amino acids. Gene Ontology annotation, cellular component: postsynaptic density membrane; intracellular membrane-bounded organelle. The record is from RefSeq and is a predicted model, not a curated record. Gene Ontology annotation, biological process: calcium ion transmembrane transport; regulation of cytosolic calcium ion concentration. Lineage: Eukaryota; Metazoa; Chordata; Actinopteri; Syngnathiformes; Syngnathidae.
UCCUCUCUCUCUCAUACACACACACACACACACACACACUCACACUCACACAUGCACACACACACGCACACACACAUUCCCACACUUACACUCACAUUCACACACACACAUACGCACUCACACACGCGUGCAGCACGUUGCUGCAGUGGUUAGUCCGCUGCCACCGACACCACCGGAGCCGCAUGUGCUGGUGCGCUCGCAGGUGGAUUGUAGGACUGCGGGUGACUGUAACCUUGAUGUCAUCAGUGAUGGGGAGGACCACCAUGUAGAGGCGCAAGCCCUAUCGCAGGAAUGGGAAGCCACGUAUGGAGCGGGUCUGUACUGCAGCCGUGGUGAGCCUGAGACCCCACACCCCCCACACCUCGCGACCUUCUCAGGACCUGACCACAGGGGCCGUCCCACGCUCACCUGGAUGCUCCCCAGUCUGUGCUUCGUCGCCCCCCCCCUCCAUCCUCCUCCCCCUGCUUCUUCUUCUGCUCUGAUGCUAAAUUAGAUGCUUCAAUAAUUGGAUUUUGCCCACUUUUUAAUAUCUCCACAAGUAGCAUUCUCAUUUAUUUAUUCUUUUUCGUCUACUUGAACCCUGCUUCGGAGACUGAUUCCAUCCCUAUUAGCAAUAACUGACCGGCUGGCAUCAUGGGGGACAUGUCCAACAGCGAUUUCUACGCCAAGAACCAAAUAAAUGAGGGCGCCAACCACGCGGCGGGCUUCGGCUGCUCGCUCAUGGAGCUGCGCUCGCUCAUGGAGCUGCGCGGCACCGAGGCAGUGGUCAAGCUCCAGGAGGACUACGGGGGCGUCGAGGGACUGUGCAAACGACUGAAAACCUCACCCACGGAAGGACUCACGGGUGCCCAAGGUGACUUGGACAAGAGGAAAGAAGAAUUCGGGAAAAAUCUGAUACCUCCAAAGAAGCCAAAAACCUUCCUGCAGCUGGUAUGGGAGGCCCUGCAGGACGUCACCCUCAUCAUCCUGGAGGUGGCCGCCCUCAUCUCGCUGGGCCUCUCCUUCUACCACCCGCCCGGAGAGAGCACCGGAGAGUCUUGUGGCACGCUGAAGGGCGGCGUGGAGGACGAGGGCGAGGCGGAAGCGGGCUGGAUCGAGGGCGCCGCCAUCCUCCUGUCGGUGGUCUGCGUGGUGCUGGUGACUGCCUUCAACGACUGGUCCAAGGAGAAGCAGUUCCGCGGGCUGCAGAGCCGCAUCGAGCAGGAGCAGAAGUUCCAGGUGGUCCGCGGAAGCCAAGUCAUCCAGCUGCCCGUAUCGGACAUACUGGUGGGCGACAUUGCGCAAAUUAAAUAUGGUGAUUUGCUCCCCACCGACGGCGUAUUGAUUCAAGGCAAUGACCUGAAGAUUGACGAGUCGUCGCUGACCGGAGAGUCUGAUCACGUGAAGAAGGCCGCGGACAAAGACCCCAUGUUGCUGUCCGGGACCCAUGUCAUGGAGGGCUCAGGGCGCAUGGUGGUGACCGCAGUGGGCGUCAAUUCGCAGACUGGAAUCAUCUUCACCCUGCUCGGAGCUGGAGUGGAGGAAGAAGAGAAGAAAGAAAAGAAAGGAGGCGCAGUGGAAGACGGACACCAGAACACAGACUGCUCGCACCCCCCCAUCCACCCCAUCGCCACUAUUGCCACGGACGGGGCAGUGGGCUUUAAUGCCCCAGGCAGUGCCAACCUUAUUAAUGGUAAAAUGCAAGAUGGCAAUAUGGAGAGCAACCAGAUUAAAGUGAAGAAGCAAGAUGGCGCGGCCGCCAUGGAGAUGCAGCCCCUUAAGAGCGCCGAGGGUGGCGAGGAGGAGAAGGAACGGAAGAAGGUGUCCAUUCCCAAGAAGGAGAAGUCGGUGCUCCAAGGGAAGCUCACCAAGCUGGCCGUCCAGAUCGGCAAAGCAGGGUUGCUCAUGUCGGCCAUCACAGUCAUCAUCCUGGUGUUGUACUUUGCCAUCGACGCCUUUGUCGUCCAGAAGCGUCCUUGGGUGCCCGAGUGCACGCCCAUCUACAUCCAGUACUUUGUCAAGUUCUUCAUCAUCGGCGUGACUGUGCUGGUGGUCGCCGUGCCCGAGGGUCUACCGCUGGCCGUGACCAUCUCUCUGGCCUACUCCGUCAAGAAAAUGAUGAAGGACAACAACCUUGUGCGUCAUCUGGAUGCGUGCGAGACGAUGGGCAACGCCACCGCCAUCUGCUCGGACAAGACGGGCACACUCACCACCAACCGCAUGACGGCCGUGCAGUGCUACAUUGGCGACGUGCACUACAAGGAGAUCCCCGAUCCGGGGGUCCUGCCUCCAAAAUCGCUGGACCUGCUCGUCAAUUCCAUCUCCAUCAACAGCGCCUACACUACUAAGAUACUGCCCCCGGAUAAGGAAGGCGGUUUGCCGAAACAGGUGGGCAACAAGACGGAAUGCGGCCUGCUGGGAUUGGUGCUGGACCUGAAGCGAGAUUACCAGCCAAUCAGGAACCUGAUCCCAGAGGAGAAGCUCUACAAAGUGUACACCUUCAACUCGGUGCGGAAAUCCAUGAGCACCGUCGUCAAACUGCCCGACGGGAGCUUCCGCAUGUACAGCAAGGGAGCGUCCGAGAUUGUCCUCAAAAAAUGCAACCACAUUCUGAGCGAGGUGGGCGAGCCACGGGUUUUCCGUCCACGGGACAAGGACGAGAUGGUGAAGAAGGUGAUCGAGCCCAUGGCCUGCGACGGCCUGAGGACCAUCUGCGUGGCGUACCGCGAUUUCCCCUGCGAACCCGAGCCCGACUGGGAUGACGAAAGCAACAUCCUCAGCGACCUCACGGCCAUUUGCGUCGUCGGGAUCGAAGACCCCGUCAGGCCAGAGGUGCCGGACGCCAUUCAGAAGUGCCAGCGUGCGGGCAUCACCGUGCGCAUGGUGACCGGGGACAACAUAAACACGGCGAGGGCCAUCGCCAUCAAGUGUGGCAUCAUCCAUCCCGGAGAGGACUUCCUCUGCAUCGACGGCAAGGAGUUCAACAGGAGGAUCCGCAAUGAGAAAGGAGAGGUGGAGCAGGAGCGGAUUGAUAAGGUUUGGCCGAAACUGCGCGUCCUGGCCAGAUCCUCUCCGACUGACAAACACACACUGGUUAAAGGCAUUAUUGACAGCACCAUGGUGGAACAGAGGCAGGUGGUGGCGGUGACAGGCGACGGGACCAAUGACGGGCCGGCCCUGAAGAAGGCUGAUGUCGGCUUCGCCAUGGGCAUCGCCGGCACCGACGUGGCCAAGGAGGCGUCCGACAUCAUCCUGACCGACGACAACUUCAGCAGCAUCGUCAAGGCGGUGAUGUGGGGCCGCAACGUCUACGACAGCAUCUCCAAGUUCCUCCAGUUCCAGCUCACGGUCAACGUGGUCGCCGUCAUCGUGGCGUUCACGGGGGCCUGCAUCACACAGGAUUCCCCCCUGAAGGCGGUGCAGAUGCUUUGGGUCAACCUGAUCAUGGAUACGUUCGCCUCGCUGGCCCUGGCCACCGAGCCCCCCACGGAGUCCCUUCUCAGGAGGAAGCCGUACGGACGCAACAAGCCUCUCAUCUCCAGCACCAUGACCAAGAACAUUCUGGGACACGGCAUCUAUCAGCUCAUCAUCAUCUUUCUCCUCCUCUUCAUCGGUGAGCAGAUCUUCGACAUCGACAGCGGCCGCAACGCGCCCCUCCACGCGCCCCCCUCGGAGCACUACACCAUCAUCUUCAACACCUUCGUCAUGAUGCAGCUCUUUAACGAGAUCAAUGCACGCAAGAUACAUGGCGAGCGCAACGUCUUCGAGGGUAUCUUUAAGAACCCCAUCUUCUGCUCCAUCGUUUUUGGCACCUUCGCCGUACAGAUAAUAAUCAUACAGUUUGGAGGGAAGCCAUUCAGCUGCCACCCACUGGACCUGGAGAAGUGGAUGUGGUGCGUUUUCCUCGGCUUGGGGGAGCUCGUCUGGGGGCAGGUGAUCGCCACAAUACCCAACAGCAAGCUGCGCUUCCUGCGACGGGCCGGCCAGCUCAGCCAAAAGGACGAACUCCCAGAUGAGGACGUAAACGAGGAGAACGAGGAGAUCGACCACGCUGAGAGGGAGCUAAGGAGAGGUCAGAUCCUCUGGUUCCGAGGACUCAACCGCAUUCAGACUCAGAUCGAAGUAGUCAACACCUUCAAGAGUGGCACCUCCUUUCAGGGGGCGGGAGCUCUGAGACGCCAGUCGUCCACCACCAGCCAGAACCAGGAUAUCCGCGUCGUGAACGCGUUCCGCAGCUCCCUCUACGAAGGCCUGGAGAAGCCCGACUCCCGCACCUCCAUCCACAACUUCAUGACGCAGCCCGAGUUUAGGAUAGAGGACUCCACGCCCAACAUUCCGCUCAUCGACGACACGGACGACGACUCGGCCCGCCGGAGGGGGAAGUACUCCAGCCAGCCGUCGUCGCCCAACAAGAACAACAACGCCAUCGACAGCGGCAUCAACCUCACCAUCGACACCAGUAAAUCGGCGGCCUCGUCCAGCCCCGCCAGCCCUUUGCACAGCUUGGAGACCAGCCUCUAACCUCCUGGUUUCGGAACCCUCAACGCCCCAAGUACAUACAAUCAAAAGGAAAAAAAAAAAGAUUAAGAAAAAGCAACACGGCCAUCUUCCAUUUGUGAUUGUCUCGCUCAUGUGGAGGAGCAAACUGACGACAACGAGGAAGACAAACACUGGAACCGCCCCUUUCGUCAUUAUUAUAUUCUGAUUAUUAUUAUUGUUAUAUUAUUAUCGUCGCUCCUGCAUGAAUGUACAUUGCCCGAGUUUUAUUUAAAAGGGUCCCCCACCCUCCCAUUUGGAUUCUUUCAUCGUGGACAUAAGGACCACUUGCUCCUCCUCUUCUUCUCCUUCUGUGUGGCAUGAUCACAUGACAUUUGAUCAUGUGACCAGGUGCCAGGGCUCAACUUGCACAGCAGCUUUGCACCUCAAUGCCACCGUCCACCCAAAAAACAAAAGAGGAGCGCAAAAUAAUAAAAAUGGCAAUUUAGGAGCAUUUACGGGAUUAUAUUCUAUAAAUAUGAACAUAUAAAUAUAUUUACAGUAGAGAGAGUUUUAUCUUUGUUUGUCGGCAUGUUGCCUUGUUCCUGCUUCGAAUGGCUCAAAAGUACUUUUGACUUAUGUCUUAAAAGAGAAUGUAAUUUGUUUACAAACCACUUAGAGAUAUACUUUCUGGUUUCUAGAAGAAGGGACGCCUGAGCUCAGAUGGUGUGUUAUUAUUAUUGUUGAGGAUUAAAACAAAAUGAAAAAAAAAAAAGAUUGAAAAAAAAUGUGCUGGAAUUUGCCUGCUAUCUUGUGAAAUAUUGUAGAUAUUUUUAGAUUAACAAACAAAAAGAAACCAAACUAUAAUGGUAGUAAAUGUGGAAUCUUAGUAUCAUUCUUUUUGAUCGUUGGGAUGGAGUUGCCUUUGUUUUUUAUUGCUUUUUUUUUUUUUUUUUCUUGAAAAAAAGGCCUCCACAGGGACAGAGGGGGAAUAAUUCUAUCAUUCGCUAACUUUUCUUACACUGCCGCUUCUUGCUUUUAUAUAUAUAUAUAUAUAUAUAUAUAUAUAUAUAUAUAUAUAUAUAUAGAAUAGAAUAGAAUAGUGUGUUGUUUUUUCCAGUUUAAAUGUUGAUAUCAGGACCUUCAAAAAUGAACUGCUUGAGUCAAAUUAGCAAAGUAAUAUAUCCUGAUCUUACAGGAAUCAUUUUAAACAAUGUCAUUGGGAUAUAUUGUGUUUUUUUUUUUAUUUCAUCGGAUCUCGAUAAAUUUCAAUGCAUUUCCUCUGUCAGAGAGACCAACAGCCACACAGCGCUGUAGGCCACUUUGAAACAAAAAGGACUUGUUGCACGUCAUUUUAUUUAUUAGUCAAAGAGUAGAAGGUUUAACCCGUACUCAUUACAUUAAUAGUUUGUUCUUUAAUAAACUUGUUUUACAUGUUCAUCUUUGCUGCCAUCCGCCAAAAACAUGCAGUGACGAAAACUAAAAUGAUUCACCAUUUAUCGUCACCAAUUUAUCUAGCAUACGUGGUUUCAAUCUCGAGUAGUCAAAAUUACCCUGAAAUGGCUGCUUCAAACUAAAAUGCUGCUUCAAACUAAAAUGGUAAAGUUCUUGAAUGCCUACCAAAUUUCAUGUUGGUAAAUCAAACAAGCUUUGGGGGGUGAAUUUUGUCAACCCUGAGCUUGUGAAGCUGGAUGAUUAGAGCCUGGUAUUUCACGAUACAUCAUGAAAUUUCGGUGUCAUAUUACACCCGCAUGCCAUGGCGAAUACUUAAAAGCCUCCAAAUUUGACAUGACCAAAGUUGUCUUUAGUAGCAAUCGGACUGGAUUUUUAAGAAGAAUUCAACUUUUAAACACCCCUUGAAAAAGCCAAGGGGUGAGCAAGCCCUCGAAUGGCUGCUUCAAAACAAAAUGGCAGACUUCCUGUGUCUUUUUGGGAAUGGGUUCUUGAGACUUUCUUUUGGGUCUCCUGGUGAUAGACAUGCCUGCCAAAUGUCAUCUUGCUCAGCGAAAACUGUUUCAGGGUCCCAAUUUUCAUAAAAUUGGCCGAGUUGCUUCAGAGACCAUUUUGUUUUAACCAGACAGAAAUAAUUUUUUAAAAUGUUCGUUUUUAAAAAAUCUGGUAUAUAAUAUGUCUUUUUAUUAUUAUUAAUUUAAUCCAGAUUAAUUUCAAUUGAUUUUCCUCCACAAACAGCUCCACAGCGCUGUAAGCCAUUUUUUUAAACACAUCUGGGGGGAAAACAAUGACACAAAAUAGAAUGUUGCUUUGGCUCUUUUUCUAUAUACAUACAGUAUACAUAUAUACAUAUAUCUAAAAAAAUGACUUUUUCUGCACUAUUUGGUUAUGAAUGACAAUUUACGUGGUGUAAAAUCUCGAUGUGCUUUUUGUGUGUUUUAACCGAGCUUGUCUUCCUGCCGUCACGGAAUAUACAGUACUCUAGCAUCUCAGCUGUGCUCACUUAUCGUUGUAAUAUUUAUUGUGCUUUGACCGGUCAGCAGAGGGGACGUUACAAUAAAAAAACAACAACGUAUUGCACUCUGAAGGAAAAGGCCACUUAAAACAAGCCUGCACUCUUUAUAUUACUAACUCAAGUCACUGGCAAGAGCAAUGUGUUCUAAAGGCUCAUUAUGCAAACAAUAACCUUAUUUAUUUAUUUUUUUUUUUUACAAAAUAUAUACGCUCUACAAUCUCAAUCAUCUAUCCAAGCUGUCCCAUCUCGUUCGCUCCUAUUCUCUCGUCUCAUCCCGUGCGGAGAGGGUGCACAAGCUUUACCAGUCAGUUCAGGCCUGUCGGAAAAUAAUUUCAGUUGACCGAAAAGCAAAAUGCUUUUUUAUUUAUUUGAUUAGUUGGCUGUAAAAGCAAAACGACAGCAACUAAGGAACACGCAGCAAUGAAAUAAAAAGUCGACAUGAUGAACUCUCAAUGGAAAAUACAGUGGAACCUCCAAAGAAAUAAUGGAAGUACAAUGCCUGACUGUCAAACAAGAAGAAAAGUUAAGGAAUAAAACUCAAAUAAAGUAAAACUGCUCACCCUUUUAAAGGCUGAGAGGAAAUAGGAAGGUGUUUUUGGGGUAGCAAUUCUGUCACCUAGUGGUGUUCUGUAGGCUUUGUGAUAUUAAACCCUCCUGUUACCCGUCCACCCGUUUUCUGUACUGCUUGUCCUCAUUAAGUUGAGCUGAAGCCUGUCCCAGCUGACUUUUCACAAAAGGCAGGGUAGAUCCUGGACUUGUCGCUCGUCAAACACAUUACGACAAACAAGUAUUCACACUCACCUUCGCACCUCACAAGGUUUAUCUUCAGUACCUGCUGUGUAUGUUUCUGGAGGAAGCUAGCGUACCCGGGGAAACACCGGACGACCUGAUUGAACCGAGAUUCGAACAGAGAACCUCAGACCUUUAAAGCAGACACGCUAACUAACAGUAGUUUUUCAGUAUUUUCACCUAAACGGAGUUUGCAGUGUUUAAACCGCUAGCAAGAUUUGAACGUAGCCUCACUUCACAAAUCUCUGACCAAAGGCGCGGCCUCACUAAUGUAGCGCGCACAAGCGCGAUUCUCAAACAUAUUAGGAUUUAUAAUGGGAUGUCCAGCUUUGACAAAUAGCAGGCGCUAGCAAUAUCAAGCUAGCAUUGGCACUGUAAACAAGCCGAUGUUAGCCACGGCUGCUACAUUGGUAGCAAGACUUAUUCAUAGUGGAGUAUAACACUGAAUGUCAUCGGUAUGAAGUUUUAUUUUUGGAGGGACUGUACAAUCGAUUAAAAAACAGGUGACGUAUUACCCGUUGAGCAGAAAUGUUGCUUAUUCCACGUCGCCUCUGACUCCUCUCAGCCGCCUGAAGUCCCUUCACUCUGCUUCUGUUUUUUUUUUUUUCCACUGAUCAUUUUCUUAAUGUAGAGUUGUCGAGGUCUCGCCGACAGUUUUAACCAUUUUUGGGGGGGGGGGGGGGGGGGGAAUUGCCAACUCCCUUUAAAGAUGCCCAUUGAAGUCUCACAAGACUUGCUAGGUCACGCUGAUCGUUUUAGAGGUUCUUUGGAGGUUCCACUGUCAGUAAUGAAAUUCAAUUAGUCAGAAGCGCCUCAAAACAUUCGAUUUCCACACUCUUUUCACGCCCCCACCCGGCCCGACACCACCGCUGAUGUUAACGACGAUAUCAAGGAAACUUCUUGCAAUAUGCUCUCACCUGCCUCGAUGUACUGUAUUUAGCAGCAUGCAGUUUGUGGAACCAAGAAAAAGAGACAUGCCAACAAGCUAUUGGCAUACAUGCUUAGCCAUUUAUUGGGUAAGUGAUUUAAGGGUUUAUCUUGUUUUUAAACGGUAUCUAUUUUUUUCCCUCUAAAUCUAUACAAUAAUUGUAAAUAAAGAACUCCAUGUAUUUGUUCAUUUAAUACUAUGCAAAAAGUCAUGCUUUUUUUCUUGAUUGUUACCCACCCUUAAUCUUAAGAGUGUGUUGCUGGAAUGUUUGUGCUCUCCAAAAUCAGUUAAACGAUGUGAUGUAAACAAAUUUUCUAGCUUGAGGAAAACUUCUAUGAUGAUGAUGAUGAUGAUGAUGACAAAUGAUUCUGAUACUAUGGGGGGGGGGGGGAGGGGAGGAUGCUCAUGAUGAUGAUGAUGAUCAACUGUGACUCUUGCUGCUUGACUGUCCCACUCAUCACACUCCUUGACAAGAGCGCAAGUGGCAAAGGGGAAAAAAACAUAAUAAGAAAAAUAUGGAAAAUCACUAAAUAAAUCUCCCAGAGCAGCAUGACCCAGCAUGGUGUGUCCUGGC